AUGGCUACAGCAAAUAGUUCUGGGGGAAGUAUUAAUUCAGCAGCCCGUUUUUCUUCUAUAAAUGAGCUACAAAAAGAUGAAACUCCCUUAUGGUGCUAUGUCACUUUGGUGAAUAAAAAUAGAGACAUACCAGGAGGUGGAAAUAGAUAUUGGAGGUGCAAUUAUUGUAACAAAGAAUUCAAUGGCUCUUAUUCUAGAGUUAAGUGGCACUUGUUAAAAACUUCUGGCAAGGGAAUUGCUAUAUGCUCGAAAGUUGAUGAGUAUUGCCUAGCUGAGAUGAGAAAAUUACAAGAAGAUGCUGAUGAGAAGAUCAAGUCAAAGCAAGUGCCAUUACCACCCCCGGCUGAAGGUUCAUCUCCCUUAUAUCCUAUGACAAGUGAAAGCAACCAAAGCAAGAGAAGGGCAGUAAGUCCAUUAGAAAAGGCCUUCCAACAAGGGGCAAGAGAAAAUCUACAUGCUGAAAUUGCAAGAAUGUUUUAUACAGGUGGUCUAUCUUUUCAUUUGUCACGCAAUCCAUAUUUCAUUAGUUCAUAUCAAUAUGCUGCGAACAACAUCAUUCCUGGAUACAAACCUCCUGGUUAUAAUGCAUUAAGGGGUCCAUUGUUGCAAAGAGAAAGAGCUCACACAGAGAAGUUACUUAAACCAAUUAAAGGAACUUGGAGUUUGAAAGGAGUGAGCAUAGUCACAGAUGGUUGGACAGACGCUCAAAGGAGGCCUCUGAUUAAUUUUAUGGCUGUGUCUGAUGGGGAUCCCAUGUUUUUGAAGGCAGUUGAUGGAUCCAAAGAAUAUAAAGACAGACAUUAUAUGGCUGACUUGAUGCGUCAAGUGAUUGAAGAGGUCAAGCCUCAAAAUGUGGUUCAAAUAAUCACUGACAAUGCAUCUGUUUGCAAAUCAGCAAGUAGGCUUAUAGAGGCUGAGUAUCCCACUAUUUUCUGGACGCCAUGUGUUGUGCAUACGCUUAAUCUUGCAUUAAAGAAUAUAUGUGCAGCAAAAAACACAGAGGCAAAUGAGAUUGUGUAUGAUGAAUGCCAUUGGAUAGAGGAGGUUAAGGAUGAUGCUGCUUUUAUUAGAACAUUUAUCAUGUGUCAUUCUAUGCGAUUGGCAAUUUUUAAUGAAUUUAUGCCAUUAAAAUUACUUGCCAUAGCUAACACUCGCUUUGCAUCCACCAUUGUUAUGCUCAAAAGACUCAAGCUCAUUAAAACUUCACUUCGUACAAUGGUGAUAAGUGAAGCAUGGAAUGCUUAUAAGGAAGAUGAUGUUGGAAAGGCAGCCACAGUGAAAAACUUGAUCCUUAAUGACUCUUGGUGGGAUAAGGUGGAUUAUAUACUUUCUUUCACUGGACCGAUUUAUGACAUGCUUCGGAUGGCUGACACAAAUAAGCUUAUACUUCAUUUAAUUUAUGAAAUGUGGGAUUCAAUGAUAGAACAAGUGAAGGAGUCCAUCUACAAGCAUGAGAAUAAGGAGCUUUCUGAGUAUUCAGCUUUCUUUGAUGUUGUUUAUAGGAUCAUUAUUGAUCGAUGGACAAAAAGUUGCACUCCCCUUCAUUGUCUUGCACAUUCAUUGAAUCCUAGGUAUUAUACACCCCAAUGGCUUGAAGGUGCUCCCAAUAGAAUUCCGCCUCAUUUAGAUAAUGAAAUAUCAUCUGAGAGAGUAAAGUGCCUUUAUAGGUACUUUACUGAUCCUGAGGAGAGAAAGGCGGUCUUUCAAGAGUUCCCAAAAUUUGUUGGAAGUUUAGACUUCUAUUCAUCAUUUGAUUGCUUGCAAGAUAGGUGGAAUUUAGAACCUAAAGGGUGGUGGUUAAAUUAUGGUUCUUUCACUCCUAUUCUUCAGAGGCUUGCAUUGAAACUUCUAGGCGAACCGUGCUCUUCCUCUUGUUGUGAAAGAAAUUGGAGCACUUACUCCUUUAUCCACUCAUUGAAGAGAAACAAGAUCACUCCUAAAAGAGCUGAAGACUUAGUUUUCGUGCAUACUAAUCUUCGUCUCUUGUCAAGGAAGAGUGAAAAGUAUCGCAAUGGGCAAAGUAGAAUGUGGGAUAUUGGUGGAGACACUAUGGAGCCAUUUGAUGCUGUCAAUAGCCUUGAGAUGGCAAGCUUGUCACUUGAUGAACCCAUUUUAGAGCAAGAAAUUAUAGGAGAGCCUAGUAAUGUAAUGGAAAAUGAGGAUGAUGAAAUAGUCACCGUGGAUGACUUUGUUUUCUCUGGCUUACAUGUUCCCGCCAACAGCACAAACUUGUUCAAGUUUGGAUUCAAACCUGUGUUCGAUGCUCAGCUUCCUGGCCUCAACAGUCUUGGAUUCUCCAUCGCUCGUGCAGACUUUGAGAAAGGUUCAGUUGUGCCGGUGCAUUCACAUCCUGGAGUUUCAGAAAUCACUUUUCUUUUGGAAGGAAAAGUAAACUUCGGGUUCAUUUCAUCAGACAACACAGUGUGUCAGAAAUCUCUCGUGAAAGGAGAUGUUUUCGUUGUUCCUCCUGGUUUACUGCACUUUGCCUUCAAUGAAGGGGACACUUCAGGAACAGCAAUUGUAGGGUUCAGUAGUUCAAGCCCUCCGGUUCAAGUUUUGGACCUCGCACUGUUCCAAAGUAAGUUGGCAACUCAAGUGGUAGCAUCGACCACUUUGAUUGAUGCUAAUGAAGUGAAGAGACUUAAGGGUGUUUUUGGAGGCUCGGGAUGA
This is a messenger RNA of Prosopis cineraria, 2670 nucleotides long. RefSeq lists its product as uncharacterized. The coding region runs from base 1 to 2670 and encodes 889 amino acids. Gene Ontology annotation, molecular function: manganese ion binding; protein dimerization activity. The record is from RefSeq and is a predicted model, not a curated record. Lineage: Eukaryota; Viridiplantae; Streptophyta; Magnoliopsida; Fabales; Fabaceae. The transcript is spliced from 4 exons.